AUGGGAUUUGAGGCAGCCAUUGUUUCUAAUGAUCGCUCAGAAACUAACCAUGGGUGUGGGAGAAAUUGCUUGGGACCAUGUUGCUUUCCUGGAGCGCGAGUGCCUCUUUACUUGUAUGGUGAGGCACAGUGUAUGGAUACCAAGGGGGAAACUAUAGACUUCCUACACUCAUUUAUUCUUGCUCCGUGGAUGGAGAAGCAAAAACAGGGACUCUUCCGCUACGAUGUUACCUCAUGCGAGACAAAGAUUCUUUCGGGAGAUUGUGGUUUUAUUGCCCAACUCAACGAAGGCAGGCAUUCAAAAAAGCGUCCCACUGAGUUUAAAAUGGAUCAAGUUUUGCAAGAUUUUGAUCCCAGUAAAUUCAACUUUACUAAAGUUGGCCAAGAAGAAGUUCUCUUCUGUUUUGAUCCAGAAAAUUCACCAUUUGCAACUAGCUCAAACAUGGUGAUUAUUAAUGUGAGUCCAAUAGAGUUUGGACAUAUAUUAUUGAUUCCAAGGUUACUUAAUUGUCUCCCACAACGUUUAGAAGUCAACACAUUUAUUAUAGCUCUUCAAAUGGCUAAACAAGCAAAUAAUAUAUACUUCAGACUUGGAUUUAAUAGUUUGGGAGCAUUUGCUACAAUUAACCAUCUCCAUUUUCAGGCUUAUUAUUUGGAAUAUAUAUUUCCAGUAGAGAAGGCAUCGAAAAAACUACUUGUGAAUAAUGUGAAAGGUUUUAAUAUUUACAAAUUGGAAAAUUAUCCCGUAAGAGGCAUUAUUUAUGAACUUGGAUCAAGUAAUUUUCAAGAAUUAUCAUAUCAAAUUGUUACAGUAUGCAAUAUUCUUGAAGAGCAAAAUAUUCCAUACAAUAUUCUUAUUGCUGAUAAAGGAUCACAAAUUUACUUAUUCCCACAGUGUUUUGCUGAGAGACAAGUUCGUGGUGAAGUUGAGGCCGAAAUUUUGGAAACACAAGUCAACCCUGCUGUUUGGGAGAUAAGCGGUCACAUAGUUCUCAAACGCAAGCAAGAUUUCGAAAAUGCCACCCAAGAAUAUGCAUGGAAACUGCUUGCUGAAGUUUCACUAAACGAUAAAGCCUUCAACAAAAUCAUAAACCUUGUAACAAAUGAUAAAUAUUACUCCAAAAUGUAA
Selaginella moellendorffii is the source of this 1128-nucleotide messenger RNA. Its product is annotated as GDP-L-galactose phosphorylase 1. NCBI's taxonomy places the organism in Eukaryota, Viridiplantae, Streptophyta, Lycopodiopsida, Selaginellales, Selaginellaceae. Bases 1 to 1128 code for a protein of 375 amino acids. Gene Ontology annotation, cellular component: cytoplasm. Gene Ontology annotation, molecular function: GDP-D-glucose phosphorylase activity. The transcript has 7 exons. Gene Ontology annotation, biological process: glucose metabolic process. The record is from RefSeq and is a predicted model, not a curated record.